Ostrea edulis (European flat oyster) is the source of this 7093-nucleotide messenger RNA. RefSeq names its product protein jagged-1b-like. Gene Ontology annotation, molecular function: Notch binding; calcium ion binding. The transcript has 22 exons. Lineage: Eukaryota; Metazoa; Mollusca; Bivalvia; Ostreida; Ostreidae. Gene Ontology annotation, cellular component: plasma membrane; protein-containing complex. The record is from RefSeq and is a predicted model, not a curated record. Bases 1443 to 5153 code for a protein of 1236 amino acids. Gene Ontology annotation, biological process: establishment or maintenance of epithelial cell apical/basal polarity; cell communication; heterophilic cell-cell adhesion.
CGAUCUCUCACUGGCGAUAUAUAUGCGUAACUGUCAAAGAAGAUUAUUAUCGUCUGCCCAGGCGCGCGCAUCCGUCUCGUGCGCCGUUACAGAGUGACAUCGCUUUGAUCUUCAGUCAAAAUCGUCGACUUCUAAUUGUCCCCUUUGGAUGGGUAUCCACCUUGAACAAACCUGAAUGAAAAUCUCUCGUUUGUCACAAGUUAAAAUUUGAAAGUAUAAGUUUCUCACCGAAAAUUGCUUGUUAUGACAGAGGAUAUAGGGCCAGUUUAUGAAGUGAUAAAUAAGGCACCUGCUUACAAACUUUCUUUGCCAUUCAAGAUCUCCAAUUUGGCAGACCUUAGAAACCAAAGGUUGUCAGUUAUUUGAGAUAUGCUAAUCGUAUUGAUGAAGGAGUUCGAUUUGUUUUUCCCACGGUUCUCUUAUAUUUAACAUCGAUUUUGAGCAUAUCUUAAACUAUAUAUAUUCUUGAUCAUUUAAACUUUAUUGAAACUUAUUUCUGUAAAUAGCAAUUUCUUUUUUCUUUCAGUUUUUUUUUUAAAACAACUAUUUAUUCUUUUAGCAGUGGGACUAUGUUGUUUAGUCAACAUAUGCCACAUUCUUAUAAAUACACCAAGUAAAAAGGAAUUAAUUACCUCUGUGCUUCUUUCUCAUGAACUUUAAGAUCUUGAUCAAUAAAUAUUUACUAAACUCUACACACACAAAAAAAACAACAACUGGAAUAUGACCAGAUGUCAUUUCACCGCUUUUCCAAACGUCUUUAGCUCUGAAGUCCAGCACGAGCAUUCGCGUGAGCAUCGCGCGUGCUUCUUGUAGAUUUGACGAAUAUAUAGCUGGCUCAUCCGAUUCAAGUUACAGACGGUUCGUGCAUAGUGCGAGUGAUUUUUUUUUUAAAGAAUACCAGAACACACGUUAACUAAUCAGUGAUCACCAACAUAAAACUUGCACAAGUUUGUUAUGAAAAAAUACAGAUGAUCACUAAAUGACUCUACGUUUUUAUACAUCGUACGCAUGAGUGGAAGCGCAGUGGCGAAGGGUCUCGCGUACGACCAACGAAAUCUCGGACCAAUAAUUCCUCGAUGGUGUAACAUAAUCGCGGCACUUUAAAAUUAAAUGGAAGCACAUCUAGAGCAAUGAGCGGAUUUAAGUGCAUUUGGAGAUUUUUCACAAAUUUCUUUAGUUUUCACGAUAUCAUUGUCAUUCUUGAGUGAAGUGAAAGGAUUUAAUUACCAUGUUUAUGAAAAGUGGAAUAUAAUUUUUAUGUAUUCUUACGAAUUUACGAAAAUAUUCAGAUCGGGAUUUGCGAUCUUUUAUAUUAUCCAUAGGAAUGGUUUUAGGGGAAGCAUCGCAAUCAUGUUUUCAGCAGAAAGAAAGGUUUCACCAGGUAUUGUUAAUGAUUAACAAAGAUUUCAAUUUUCUGCUAUCAUUAGUUUUGAGAAAAAACUAUGUUCGUGUUUUGUUUAAGUGUGUUGCUUGUAACUGUGAUUGAAUUCUGUGUUGGAUCGGGCUAUUUUGAAAUCCAAAUUACCACUAUCCAGAACCCCCGGGGUGAGGUGCUUAAUGGUACCUGUUGUGACGGGCUGAGAAAUGUGAACGGUUCUUGUACUGAUGAAUGUGAUACUUUUUUCCGAGUUUGUCUGAAGGAAUAUCAAAGCCGGGUAACUUUCGCCGGUUCUUGUACCUUUGGAAACAAAACCAGUGCCAUUUUGGGAGGGAACACCUUUACUUAUCCCCAGGAUUACAACAGAACAAGACUAAAGCUACCCUUUGAAUUUGCCUGGACGAGAUCAUACACACUUAUACUGGAGGCUUGGGACCAGGAUACAAUGGCUCAUGGUGGUCAGUUGAUCGAGAGGGCUGCCCAUUCCGGAAUCAUCCUGCCUGGUCAAGACUGGCACACAAUCACCCACAACGGUCCAACUGCCAGCCUCAUUUACAGAAUCCGUGUGGUUUGUGAUGACCAUUACUACAACACCACCUGCACCAAAUUCUGUCGUCCCCGAAACGAUCACUUCGGACACUAUAACUGUGACAGAAAUGGAGACAAGGUGUGCAUGCAAGGAUGGAUGGGAAACAACUGUGAAAAAGCCAUAUGCAAGACAGGGUGCAGCCAUGGGUCAUGUGACUCCCCAGGAGAGUGCAGGUGCUCCUAUGGAUGGCAAGGUGCUCUGUGUGACCAGUGCAUCCCCUACCCCGGCUGUAAGCAUGGCUCUUGCAAUGGUUCACCAUGGAGCUGUGUUUGUGACAUGAACUGGGGAGGAAUACUCUGUGAUAAAGAUCUGAAUUACUGCGGUCGUCAUCAUCCAUGCCAGAAUGGAGGGAUAUGUAAGAACACCGCCCCUGACAGUUAUGAGUGCACAUGCUCUGAGGGAUAUUCUGGAGUCAAAUGUGAAAUUGCUGAGCAUGCAUGUUCCACCCAGCCUUGUAAAAAUGGUGCCAGUUGUAUCGACACAACAGGGGGCUAUAUCUGUACCUGUGCCCCAGGCUGGACGGGGGCAUUCUGUGAAGCCAAUGUCAAUGAGUGUGCUUCAGAUCCCUGUCUCCACGGUGGUACAUGUGUCGAUGACGUUAACAGCUACAGGUGCUUAUGUCCCCCGGGGUGGGGAGGCGCUCACUGUCAGCUGGACUCAGAUGAGUGUAGUGGUAGUCCUUGUGUAAACGCACACUCAUGUGAGGAUCUCCAAGGAGGAUACAAGUGUCACUGUCAGCUGGGCUGGACUGGGAAGAACUGUGACAAGAACAUUAAUGAUUGCCACCAUCAAUGCCAGCAUGGAGGACACUGCGUGGAUCUGGUGAAUUCCUACCAUUGUGCCUGUCUGCCAGGCUACACUGGUCGCCACUGUGAGACAGAGAUUUGUGAGUGUUGUAGUUCACCAUGCCAGAAUGGGGCCACAUGUCACGAACAGGUGGCUGGUUACACCUGUGAGUGCCAGGUGGGCUACACCGGAUUCAAUUGCCAGAUUGAUGUGGAUCCCUGUCAUCCUAAUCCCUGUAUGAAUGGGGCUAGUUGUUUCAAUGUCCAGGGGGACUACUACUGUCACUGCUCAGACCACUGGGAAGGCAGGCACUGUGAGAACACAAGGUCAACAUGCUCAUCAGGGUCAUGUCAAGUGAUAGACAGUUGCACCAUCGCCCUGCAGUCUAACCAUACCGAGAUGGGCGGGGUACACCUCAUCUCCUCCAAUGUGUGUGGGAGGUAUGGCAUGUGCAUCAGUAAACCUGAUGGCGGUUUCACUUGUGCAUGUGACCUUGGAUUCACAGGGACCUAUUGCCAGGAGAACGUAAAUGACUGUAAAAAGAAUCCAUGCCUCAAUGGGGGCACCUGCAUUGAUGGCAUCAACAAUUACCAGUGCAUCUGUAGAGAGGGGUGGGAAGGAGUUCACUGCAACAUCAAUAAGAAUGAAUGCUCACCGAAUCCUUGUCGUAAUGGCGGCUUCUGCAUCGACUUGGUGGCAGAUUUUGUCUGUGAAUGUAUCAACGGCUGGAAGGGCAAAACAUGCACUCUCAGAGACUCUCAGUGUGAUAGAGACACAUGCAAGAAUGGCGGCACCUGUAGUGACCUGGGAGAUGCUUUCACCUGUAACUGUCCCAAGAAAUUUGAAGGCAGUACAUGCCAACUCUCCUCCAUAAAAGCCUGUGACUCCUCCCCCUGUCACCACGGAGGGACCUGUGUGAACAGCGGCGACAGCUUCACCUGCAUCUGUAAGGAUGGCUACGAGGGACCGUUGUGUGAGGCCGACAUCAAUAACUGUAACCCAUUCCCAUGUUACAAUGGUGGUCGCUGUAUUGAUGGGAUUAACUGGUACAGGUGUGAAUGUGCCAAAGGCUUUGCUGGGCCUGACUGCCGUGUCAACAUAAAUGAGUGUGCCUCGUCGCCCUGUACUUUUGGCAGCACCUGUAUUGAUGGUAUAGGUGAUUACAAAUGUAUCUGUCCACCUGGUCGUACAGGAAUGAAGUGUGAGGAGGUUGUAGGACAGGUCCCAUCUCCGCUUUCUUGUGAAUUCAACCGCAGGAUCUACUCGGAUCAAACCACAUGGGAACAUGAGUGCAAUUCUUGCACCUGUUCCAAUGGCGUCAUUAGAUGCAGUAAGAUUUGGUGUGGACCAAAGAACUGCAUCUCCCAUCAGAACACCACAGAACCCCUGCAGGUGUGCAGCCCCCUGCAGUCUUGUGUAGUGCAAACUAAACACAACUGCUUUGUUCCCCCUUGUCUUCCCUGGGGUCAGUGCAAGGAUCUGGACAAAAUCAAUGACCCUCUCCCCCAAAGCAUCAACACAAAAUGUGUUCCCAAUGCAGCAGAACUUGGCAACAAUUGUGCCAAAAUCACUCUUAUAUUUGAGCUCAAAAAGAUGCCAGUGGGCAUCACCGUAGAAUUCAUCUGUGACACUCUGCGUGAAUUCUCCAUGAUACGAGAAUUGUCACAUGAUCAAAAGAUCUACAUUUUAUGUGGGAUCCAGUCUGCUCAUCCAGACACUAUAGAAGUGCUCAUAUCCUCUGAGAGUUUGUCGGGACAAUCUGAUGAACUGGACCCAGAAUUGAAAUCUGCAGUCCAUAAAUUGACCAGUAUUAUCAGCCACAAAAAAUCCAACAGCAGCGCCUUGUCUGCAGUUAUCGAGGUCACCGUGGAAACGAUUGUUGUCAACUCUGCUGCAAAGUCAGAAGCAGGGUUGGUCAUUCCACUCGUGUGUUCUGUGAUUGGAUUAGUGGGACUUCUAGUGAUUAUUGUGUUAAUUGUGUGCCACGUCCGUCGCAAGAAAGUGAUUGCCCGGAGGCAAGCAGAGGCAGUGUAUGUAGAACAGAAAACAAACAAUGAAAAUGAAGAAAACCUUCGACGAUACAAAAACCCAUUGUAUGCUGGAACGGACAAAGGUGGAGGGACAAGGAAAGUUUCUGCAUCCGAUUUUCAUGAAGUGGAUUUAGAUAAAUGUGAAAAUUUAGAAAAAAGUCCAACAAGGUUACUCAGUGGGCGAUCGGAUUCGCCGAACGAGUCCAAUGAUUGGAACAAUUCUAGUCCUCCAUCUAAGACCAUUAAAAAAGACAUCAAUAUUGAAAUUUCUCGAUCCAGAGCGAGAGCAAGGGCUGCAGAAAGGGAACUCAUAGAAAUAUCCCGAACUAUUGCUGCAGACUUACGGUCAGAAAAUGAGGUCAUGGUGUGACCUUUGACCAAUACUGCAGGAGUCAUGGAUCCAAAGUGUGUUUAUAAUGAAAUUUGUUUAUAUUUGUGAACUUUUAGCAGUAAAUGAUGGAUCUCAUUUUCCCCUCUACUCUGUGCCAUGCCUAUACAAUAAGUUGUAGCUAACGUAUAAUUCAACUUAGCAAUUUUCUGGGUUUGAAUUCUUUCCCUUUGGAUCUUUUUAUUUGAUUAAAUGCUUUUCUACUAAAUGUUACUGGUCAAUGUUGUUUGCUAUAUACCUCUUGCAGAGAGGAAAAAUGUACAAUGAAUGCUCAUUUUAUUUGUCCGUCCCAUCAGAAAAAUAGUGGAAUAUCAUUUUUUUAAUUUGUUGAUUUGCUUUCAAAAUGAGUAAAUUUCUGAAUCAAAAACAGAAGACAGUGUUUGUCUAACCACUGUGAAGUUUGAUAGGACUUAAGAGUACUUUAGAUAUGGGGGUAGAACCCAAAUCUCCCUAUUGUAAAAAUAUAUAUGAACUGUUAAUGAAUCCUGAUGGUGUAUUUGCCUUGAAACCCAAGAAAAAUGAAACUCAAGAAAAAUUUGCAAAUUGGACAUGAAAAUAGUUUCAGUUUAAUUGCAAUUAUCAAGACUACCAUGAAUGAUAUAAAUACCAGCACCUCUUUGAUAUGCAAGAGGUAUUGAUUAAUUGCACAAAAAAUAUAUUGAAUGAAAGCAUUUCAAUUUGUGAAUUUUUUUUCAAAAUAUGAUGGCAUGGCACGUGUCCUAUUCUCAGGUAAAUUGUUACAUUUAAUCAAACUGUUAAAAUCAAGUCCUGAUGAUAUUACUAGAAAAUGCGCACAAUAUUAUGUAAUCUUUCCUCUACCUAAAACACAGUAUUUACCAUGGUAAUUCUAUACCUAAAAAAGAAAUCGGAGAUCUUUCAGACAACUGCUGCUAACUGAAAAAAAAGGCAGCAAACUUUAUAUGCAUCACCAAUCACCUGGCCACCAUCACUGUUAGAUCUAUUAUAGUAAACCUAUACCACUCAUAGGGCAACCAUACAGUCCAGUCUUUCUUGUAGUCAACUUCAUUGCCUCAUCUCGAGCAAUCAAAUAUUUAUCAUUUGAUUUCUUAAAGAAGAAUCCAUUUUUAUUGUACAUCAUCAUUUAUAUAUUACUUGGAAAAGAAAAACAGAGCCUCAGUUUAUCAUUAUUUUGGAAUGAAAUGCGUACACGUUAGCUCAGAUCACGCAGUCUGCUUCUGUGCUUUAUGGCAGGUAUUAGUUUGGUUUGGUCCCCACACACCUUUUAACUUUUGUGCAUUUUUUGCUGGCAUUUAUGCAAUUUUCAGUCUUGUAGCGCUUGGCAAUUACCAUCAGAAAUCUUCACCGACUUCCUCCACACACUUGACAUGUCCGCACACAUUCUUCUAGAAACACGAUCAACAUACUCAUGUUUAUAUUUUAUACACAAGUUCCGAAGCUCAAAACACUCAAAAAAUUAUUUAUAUUUGCAAAAAAGUGCUAUUUUCUAUUAUUUUUUUUUAGUUUUAAUUUACACCAAGCACCAUAUUUUGUUACUUCUUUUUCAGCUUUGACAGUAUUGCGUAAAUCCUUUUUACACUUAUUACGUAUAUAAAUCCUCCCAGGGUUUAAUGCAUGUAAAUAGGGGCUUUCCAAUCGUGUUUGAUACACACACAUUUGUGCAAUUUUUUGUUUUUCUUUGUUGUUUAAUUACAAUGUGAUAAAUCUUUCCAUUAAUAUUUAGACAGUAGUAUCAUUGAUGUUAUGAAAACUGUCACAAGGAAAUGAGCCAUAUCUUUUAAUACGUAAUAAUGUAAGACAUGUAAUUUCAAUAUAAAGGAUAUGUCAAUUUUUUUCUGACAAUUUCCCUGUGUCAUUUGAUUUUUUGUAUGUAAGCUGCAUGUAUGUGACAAAUAAAGUCAAAAACGUCAAAAAAAGAAUAAAAAUGUGAUUCAAAACUUGAA